Solea senegalensis (Senegalese sole) is the source of this 2212-nucleotide messenger RNA. It is a transcript of the gene tekt1, whose product is annotated as tektin 1. Bases 135 to 1331 code for a protein of 398 amino acids. The record is from RefSeq and is a predicted model, not a curated record. The transcript is spliced from 8 exons. Gene Ontology annotation, cellular component: microtubule cytoskeleton; nucleus. NCBI's taxonomy places the organism in Eukaryota, Metazoa, Chordata, Actinopteri, Pleuronectiformes, Soleidae. Gene Ontology annotation, biological process: cilium movement involved in cell motility; cilium assembly.
CGUCACCUGUUGUCAUGGUCACCAUUUGUUUAGUGACUUCACUUGAACAGACGGAGGACAUUUAACGUUCAAACGGAGAAACCUUCUGUUUUUCAGCCGCACUGACAAAGUUCUCUGUUCACUCCUGGAAAACAAUGUUUGCACCGGACAAGCACAGUCAGCAGCAGAAGAAAACGGCCCCUAAUCUAGGGACCAUUGAGGUGACACUGAACCAGUCAGAGUACCAUAGAGGAGAAUGGUUGAGGCUGAUGCUCGAAACUGACAAAGCCCGCAAACACUUACAAGACGAUGACAAGAAGCGACUGGAUCUGCGGGUCCGAGACAUCCAGUUCCUGAAGAAGGAGUUGCAGCUGAAGUUGGAGGAGACCCUUGAGGAGAUUGAUACCCUUGAAGUUUUGCAGAGCAGAGUGGUGAAGGCCCUGGAGGCCUGUCGUGAACCCCUGAGAGUCACUCUUCUCUGUCUGGAAGAGAGGAAUAAACGUGUUCCUUCUGAGAGGGUCCAUGACGAGGUGGAGAGCGAGCUGCAGGAGGAGAAGGAGGUUAUUGAGAAUGUGUCUUCAGUUCUGCAGCAGGCGUUACAGCAGAUCACUGAGCAGAUACGACUGUGCCGAUCUGCCAAGUGUAACGUAGAGAAGGAUCUGAGGGAAAAGUAUGAGGCUGAGUGCAUCGACAACGCCUGCACCAUCAUGACCACACAUUCCGUCAAAAGCCAGGAACAGUACAGUGGACCCAACCCUGUUUUAGCAAGUCUGACAGUGAAUCCAAGGCAGUGGGAGGAAGUGUCAGAAAUCAACAUAUCCACAGCGGAGCAGCAGAAGACCAACUCAGUGUUCCUGCGCUCCGUCGUGGAGUCUCUGCUGGAGCAGACGGCUGGUGACAUGCGGAAGCAGAUCCACGCCACAACUGCAGCCUUUCGGCUGAACGUGCACAAGAUCAAGUCUACCAAGAGCCAGAUGGAGGAUCAGCUGGUCAAGAUUCAGUCGGAGAUUGCCAGCCAGAGGAGGAUCAAAGAGGAUCUCCUGUUGAACAUUAAAGAGAAUGAACAUUUCCUGAGUCUAGCCCAGGCCCGGCUGGAGCUGCGCCGUCAGAGGCCUCUGAAAGAACAAUGUCAUGAUCCAGCACAGGCGCAGCUCCUCGCUGAGGUCCAGCAGCUCGCUGACCACAUCAACAGACUGCAUGAGGCCGUGAACCAGUCGGAGGAGGAGCAGCGUUCUCUCACUCGCUGUGAGCUGGAGCUGCAGGAAAGCAUCAACAUGAAGGCCAUCUCGCUCUACAUCGAUGAAGUCUCCUGUGCUCAGUACAGGGAGUCUGUUGUCAUCCAUAACUUCUGAGUCAGCAACAGCGUUAUCACAGCGCAUUUAUACUCACAAUUGUGUGGGAAGUUCCAAUUCAGCGCCACUUCAUAACAUACGCCAUCUCAAGGCACCGUACAUACGUUACAUUAUAAUUAUUACAGGAACACAGUGAGCAACACUUGGCAUUGGUGGUCUCAACACUAAACUACUGAAACUCUGUGACCACUAGAUGGCUGUAGUGGUCAUUAUACCCAUUCAUAUUUUAUUUGCAAAGCAUUUUAAUCAUCAAUGUUAAAUCUUCACAUAAAUAGAUGCAGUAAUGCAAUGUACUGCCGUAUAGGUAAUAUUAAAAACAGGACAUGACUUUUAAAUUGUAAUCAAUGUGAAAAUGAAUGGAUUCAUGUGCAAAAAAUAUUUUCUUUAUAAAAUAACCCUUUAUUCAUUCUUGGAAUACAAUUACUUCAGCAUCAACGAUAUGCAUCUCAUAAAUCAUACUAUCUAUAUAUAUGUGUACAUAUAUAUGUAUAUAAACACACACACAUAUAUAUAGAUAUAUAUAUAGAUUCAAAACAGACAAUCUGAUGGUCACAGAAAAGUCAUUCAAAAGUGUUGCAGGAAAAUGAACAGAUUUAGAAAACAAUAUUUGCAUCACUGAGUCAAACGACCGUGCUGUCCAAUCUGAAUGAAAACACAGUCGUGUAAAUUCAUAAUUAAAAACAAGACAUUUUGUCUCCUUUUCUCACUCAACUGCUGUCGUGUCUAUGGUGGAUUUACUGAGCCAGGUUGUGUAUUAGUUUGUGAAUGUGCGACAAAACCCACAAGACAACAACCGAAACUUUAAACUGUCAUUAUCCUAAUAAUUAUAUUUGAAUAGACUUCCUCUGCUUCACAGCAAUAAAGCAUUUUCGGUCUGGAAA